GUUUUCGAAAUCAAAGAGAAAGGAAGCUUGGGACAGACAAGAGGUAAAUUUCCGCGCCUCUUUCAUUAUCUGCUUAUCACUUCAAUCGAUUCGACGCCAAUGAUGUUGUUUAACUUGGAAUUAUUCUGCACUGGUUGGUAAUUUAUGGAGGACCAGCUGAGUGAACUACCAGACGAAAUUCUUGGGAUAAUUUUGUCUUUAUUGGAUGUGAAAGAAGCAGUGCGGACAAGUAUUCUUUCUCGUAGGUGGGAAUACACGUGGACAUUGUUCUCUGGUAGUUUGGACUUUGAUUAUUCAGAUGUGGGAUAUGGAUUAUGUUUGUUAAGGCCAGGACGUGGGACUAUUGAUGUUGCAAGGCGAAAUUUUUUACAUCGGGUGAAUCGAGUAAUGGAAUGGCAUCAAGGUCCAGCUAUUGAUGGACUUAGCAUUGGUUUUGAUUUGGAUAUUCGAAGUUCUAGAUGUGAUAUCGAUCGGUGGGUUAACUUUGCAAUGGAAAAAAGAGUUCGAAGGUUCCAGAUGGACUUGACAUAUUACUUCGGAUAUACUGGGACCCGUUACACUUUCCCCCUGCAUCCUCUAAGCCUUUCAAACUUUAAUUCCCUGACGUCCCUAAGAUUGACAUUUAUGAAUGUAACUGGAGAAGUUAUCGAAUCCUUCUUAUGCAACUGCCCAUUACUGGAGGAACUGUCCGUAGUGGCCUCAUUUUGUGUUGUUGCGAAUCUGAAAAUUUCUGGUCCAUCUCUAAAGUUGAGACAUUUGGAGCUAGUCCUCGAUCUUGCGAAUCUUGAGAUUUCUGCUAGCAAACUAGUGUCCUUCAAAUAUGAUGGACCAGUGAUAAGCAUGCCUUUAAAGUAUGUUCCGGCUCUAAAUGUGGCUCGUUUUGGGAAGGGAUACAGUCGGUUUUUGGUUUGCAAUUUUGAACAGCUUUCAGUUUUUCUUUCGCAAAUAGAGACACUUGCUCUGGACUUUUCGGCUCUGAUGUUUGAACGUACAAGGUUUCCUAGAUUUCCCACAACCACUAAUCUCAAGCAGUUGGAAUUGAGAUUGGAUGUCCAUGAGAGAGACACUCUCUUUUCAUGUGCUUCCCUAAUAAGAUCAUUUCCUUUGUUGCAGAGAUUUGCGCUGCAGCUGCUUUGGGGAGUGGAGCCAGUAGAAAGAGGGCUGAGGAUACUAAAGGCUAGCAAGCAUCCACAUCUUUGUCUCAAGGUUGUGGAAUUUGUCGGAUUUGUUGGAUGUUCGGUGGAUAUUGAGUUUGCGAGGUACUUAAUUAACAAUGCUGUAACGCUCAAGAGGAUAUCCAUUGAUCCUCGCCGUCCGUAUCGAAUUGGAUUCAUUACCACCAAGGAGAAAAAUGCGGUCAGAGAGCGUGUGAGACAGUUGGAAUCAGAACUUCCUCUAGGGGUUGAGUUAGUUUUCUUUUAAGCACACUGCUGUUUUGGUACCAUUUGAUGAAUUCGAUAUACAGACAAUUAAACAUUAGGGUAUCUAAUACACAUCUGCAACUGGUUUCAAUUUUUCGGAUG
Molecule: messenger RNA, 1523 nt
Organism: Rhododendron vialii
Lineage: Eukaryota; Viridiplantae; Streptophyta; Magnoliopsida; Ericales; Ericaceae
Product: F-box/LRR-repeat protein At2g42730-like
Exons: 4
Coding region: 145-1422 (425 amino acids)
Molecular function (GO): protein binding
Source: RefSeq, a predicted model, not a curated record